Molecule: messenger RNA, 1489 nt
Organism: Cydia amplana
Lineage: Eukaryota; Metazoa; Arthropoda; Insecta; Lepidoptera; Tortricidae
Gene: Tmx3
Product: protein disulfide-isomerase TMX3
Exons: 8
Coding region: 126-1400 (424 amino acids)
Biological process (GO): peptidyl-cysteine oxidation
Cellular component (GO): endoplasmic reticulum
Molecular function (GO): protein disulfide isomerase activity
Source: RefSeq, a predicted model, not a curated record
UAUUGAUUUUAAGCUUAUUAGGUUAAUGUUAAGUAAACUAGUAUUAAAUAACAGUACAAAAUAUUCUAAAUAGCUAAUUCUACUUAUAUCUUUGCUAUUGCUAUUGCUAAGAGCAAGCUAUUGAAAUGUGUAAUUUCAUUAAGCUUUGUUUGUUAGUUUUCACAGCUGUGUAUGGAGUAUCUUGCUCUAGAGUGUUAGAGCUGAGUGAUAGAUUCAUAGAUAUCAGCAAUGAAGGCAUAUGGUUUGUCAAGUUCUAUGCACCAUGGUGUGCACACUGCCGUCGCAUUGAGCCUAUCUGGGCCCACGUCGCGCAGUCACUCUACAACAGCCAGAUUAAAGUUGCUAAGGUUGACUGCACAAGGUUCCCUGCAGUUGCAACACAUUUCAAAGUUCGAGCCUAUCCUACCAUAUUGUUCAUUAAAGGCUCCCAACACCAUGAGUACAAUGGCGAGCGGAUGAAAGAGGACAUGGUGAACUAUGCGGUGCGCAUGUCCCAGCCUGCGGUACAGAGGUUGACACAAGCUGACAGCUUGGGAUAUCUUAAGGAGGCUCAUCCAGUGUUCUUCGGGUUUGUUGGGAAACAGCAGGGACCAUUAUGGGAAAUGUUUAUUAGGCACGCCGAUAAGUACCAACCCCAUAGUUGGUUUUAUGCCAUGUCCCAUGAGACGGUCAAGAAUGAUAUCAACCCACCGAAUGACUCUGCAGUGUUCUGUUACAAAGAAGAUGAAGCAUAUUUCUUUGAUGGUCAUCAUGUGAUAGAGGACACAGAAGCCUUAAACACUACCCUAGACAAAUGGAUCAACUCAGAAAGAUUUGGUUUCUUUCCUAAAAUCACUAGAUCCAACAUUCAUCACCUCAUGGACACGGAGAAAUACAUAGUGAUUGCCGUGGUUUCUGAGAAUAAGCUGAGUGAGAUAAGUCAAACUGAAAGGGACUUUAAAGACAUGGUUGAAGAUAUUAUUAAGAAAAAGAAGAAGACACUCCAUGCUCGUUUCCAAUUCGGCUGGAUGGGGUCCCUCGAGCUAGCCAACUCCAUCGCCAUGUCUGAGCUGACCGCGCCGCACCUGCUGGUGCUCAACUCCACCACCAGCCACCACCACAUGCCCGACGACGACCCCGUGCUCAUGACGCCGGAGGCCGUGCUCGUGUUCCUCGACCAGAUACACAACCAGCUGGCGCCGACUUACGGGGGCAACGGGUGGUGGGUGCGCGUGUACCGCGCGCUGUUCGAGGCGCGCAGCACGCUGUCCAGCAUGUGGCGCGGCAACCCCGUGCUGACGACGCUCGUGUUCGGCCUGCCGCUCGGCUUCCUGUCCCUCAUCUGCUACUCGGUGUGCUGCGCCGACAUAUUAGACGCCGACGAGGAGGAGCUCACAGAAACUCAUGAAAAAAAGGAUUAAGUAUUUGCUGCUUUUAAUAUCCGAAUCUAGGACCUAUUUAUUUAUUUGCCGGAGAUUGUUGUUUUGUUAUAACCAGCCAUUUCCUGGCG